GUCCAUCUUCGGAAACAAUCGAGAACCCUCGUCCGCACCACCAUCCCCUCCAUACCGCCCGCACCGUCUCAGGUCUCUACUGUAAUGUCUCGAGAAUCGGACACUGCUCAAGGCGUCGCUACUGGCGCUGGCGAAGAGCUCAGCAAGAAAUCGAAAAUCGAUGACAGUAUGGACGUAGAUACUGAUCCUGCCUUAUCUGCACAACAACGAGCCGCUUCGCAGGGCUUGGAGCCGCCCUCGCAGCCGCUCGCUGUUGCUGCUGCGAAGGACCCCGCCUCUUCGAGCCCUCAGUCUCCAGCAGCGCCUUCGUCGUCGGCGAGCGCAGAUCGACGACAUGAUCCCUUCGCUUCAGCGCCUUUGUCGUCGUCGGCGCCGACUCAAAGCGUCGAAGAUCCGCAUGUUCGACUCCAAACAGGAGCGAACAAUAGAGCCGGCCCGAGCACCGAUCGUCCGAUUUCGGACAUACCUUCGCCACCGCCACACGUGCGCUUGACUGCGAACGAUAUGGAAAUCGACAAUCCUUUGGAUCGCCCCAUCAUCGCUGUCUUUCCGCAACACGAUAGUGGUGAAUCAGAGGUUGAUGAUAUGGACGAGAUCGACGACGACGUGCCAGACGGACAUCCGCCACCGCCAAGUGGUGUGGAUACGAAGGACUGGGAAACGAGCGAAUCGCUCACCUGCUUGUUUUGUAAUCAUCCACCCUUUCUUCGAUCGGGUGACUGUCGUCGACAUAUGCGCGAACGGUGCCCCAAUAACCCAGUCGCUAGGAAGGGUACGCAUAUCUGCCAGUUCUGCCAAAGCAUCAUCAAAGGCCCUCUAAGUGAUCUGCGAGGGCACUGGAAUUACUGUGCGGUACGGGUGAAGAAUAAACUUCCUAUACCUAGCAAACCUGAGAAAAUACAUCGAGCACCACCUCCCCCACCUACCUCGUUCGUUUUCGACCAGGUCGUCACUCCAUCUAUGUAUACGGAACCAGUCGAGCCUCCUGUGAUCGAGGAGGAAAUCUUUUAUAUGCCGCGUUUCCCGCCUUCACCUACGUACGGUCCUCCGAACCUCCCGCGCUCACCAACACCUCCCACGAAAAGACGAGGGAGCCGAGCGCGUCCGGGGCAUAUCCCUCGACCACCUAACGCAUUCAUGCUCUUCCGAUCUCACUGUAUCCACACUGAUCGUGUUACCGAUACUCAAGCCAAUCUUUCGAGAGCGAUUGCUGAUCGAUGGGCCGCCAUGGCUGAGCACGAGAAACGGCCAUGGAAAUUGCAAUCCGAGCAAGCCAAGGAGGACCACCUUCGGAAGUAUCCUGGCUACGUUUACCGACCCAGACGGCCAGAGCCGAAGAAGGGUGCAGCUGCUUCGGCAACUAAAGGCAAAGCUCAACCCGUCCCGGAACUUAAAUAUCCUCAUCCUCGUAGAAUCACUGUGCACGAGAAUCCAGUAUGGAGUGUCUCAUUCCCCGAAGAUGCGCUUGAGCAGCCGUCUGGGGGAAAACGUAGUGCUCCUACCGGCGAACCGGUUGUAGAACUUCGGAAACGACAGCGUAUGUCCGAGCCCUCGAGGUCGGCCAUUCCACCACCACCACCACCACCGCCUCCUCCGCCUAACGCAAGUUCCAGUAACGGAGGAGGGAUCACGCUUCCGACCGUCCAUAUGGACAACGGGGCCGCGCCAGCGAAGACUCGUAGGACCAGGUCGAAGCCGUCGGUCCCGGUCAUUGCGCCUGCGCCUUUUGUACCACCAGCACAGAACCCCCCAGUUCCUCAAGCCCAGCCGGAAGCUGGGAGCAUAGUCGAAGACUUACGGAGGCGCCAUUCUGUGUUCACGAGGAAUGCCACUCCUUCUUCGAGCAGGCCUGCUUCAGGGGACGUUGCUGAAGCAGACACACGUCCCAAUUCUGUCGCCAGCUCUUCCCAACCCCUUCACGCUCCUCCUUCCUUCGCGCAACUGGCUCUAAGUGCUGGGGCACGGGGACAAUCUUACAUGUCCGGGGCCGUACCGAGAUUGUCACGACCUCUUUCGCAGUCGACCGCCUCGCCCCUCGCUCCAGGAACUGGUCAGCAAUCGCCUCCUCCCCCUAGACUUUCGACGUUCGGCCCACCAUCUUUCUCUCCCGUUUUAUGGGGAUCAACCCACAAAAACACUACCCCCGCUCGACCCCCUUCGCCUCCUGUACAUCCUCUUCAGCCCGUUCCUUCGUCUUCGCCCAAACCUUCGCAUGCGCAUGCAUCGCCUUCUUCGACUUCGAUUUCGCAUCCAUCGCAACCGUUAAUGGCAGCUUUACUCCCGCCCGAACCCCAACCCGAACCCGUUCGUUUUCAACCUUCUCCCGCGCGUACUUCUUCGCAUUCUCCAGCAUCUGAGUCGUCUCAGCGCACCACUUCCAACUCGCAUACCCCGACUUCAUCGCUCUCUCAGUCCAUGCGCUCACGCCCGCGCACGCAAGACGACGUGAUGAAGGACGUGCUCGCUUCGGCGUCGUUGAAGCACCAACAGCGUUUGCAGGCGAUACGCGUGCAUUGGGCCACUAGUCGCAGGGACGAACCCUACGUGCAGCGAUUGUUGGGGGAGAGGAUACCUGAAGAAUUUCGACAGUUCCAUGAGCAUUACUUGGAGCAUCCAACAUGCUAUUUGCCUAUCCUGAAAAGUGCACGAAACGUCAUCAAUCAUCUGCGCUCCGAACUCGAGGACUUGCACAGCAAGAGGAACCAAGACCUCGAACUGGGCGAGACUAUCAGUCUCGAGAUCGAGCAACUCAAACGGGAUCACGACAGACUGCGCCAGCGAUUAUCGUCAAUCUCCGCCUCCUCCGCUCGUCCUCAAGCUCAAGGCCAAUCUCCCCCACCUGCUCCGGUCCCCAAUGCCAAGCCCCGUUCCGCUCGGAACAGUCCCAGUCCGAGCGCAAGCCCUGCACCUAGCGUUGCAGCCAGUUCUUCACCUACUAUCCACGACGCUGUCGUUCUUCCUGAUAGUCCGCCCGCGAGCCCUUCUGCGAGUCCUCCGCCAAGUAGUAUGGCGGACGACGCAUCCGACGCAGAGACCGAGGUCGAUAAGACCGUCGUGAUCGUACCGACUCCAGUCGCAGAAUCUCAGACUGAAGAUGCGAACUCGAAAACACACGCCGAGGGGGAGUGAGCGAUUUAGUAUCGUGCUACACUAUUUAAUAACUUCGUUCUACUGUAAAAAUUAUAUCUGUCGUCUAUUCGUCUUCUUUUUACCUGGGAGAGUACCAGUGUACGUUUGGAUACGUGUGGCGAGGCGAAGGACUCGUCGCAAACUUGAACUCAUGCUAUACAUGUAAUGGGCAAACGGUCUAAUAUUAUACAGUGUACGCUACGUUCUUUGCGCACAACGCCGUAAUGCGUGGGUUGUUUUACUGUCAGGAAGU
Stereum hirsutum FP-91666 SS1 is the source of this 3382-nucleotide messenger RNA. RefSeq lists its product as uncharacterized. The record is from RefSeq and is a predicted model, not a curated record. The coding region runs from base 85 to 3129 and encodes 1014 amino acids. Gene Ontology annotation, biological process: regulation of transcription by RNA polymerase II. NCBI's taxonomy places the organism in Eukaryota, Fungi, Basidiomycota, Agaricomycetes, Russulales, Stereaceae. Gene Ontology annotation, molecular function: RNA polymerase II cis-regulatory region sequence-specific DNA binding; DNA-binding transcription factor activity, RNA polymerase II-specific. The transcript is spliced from 5 exons. Gene Ontology annotation, cellular component: nucleus.